Messenger RNA from Varanus komodoensis (Komodo dragon), 3857 nucleotides. It is a transcript of the gene EPHB3, whose product is annotated as EPH receptor B3. Gene Ontology annotation, cellular component: neuron projection; plasma membrane. Gene Ontology annotation, biological process: cell surface receptor protein tyrosine kinase signaling pathway; protein phosphorylation; axon guidance. NCBI's taxonomy places the organism in Eukaryota, Metazoa, Chordata, Lepidosauria, Squamata, Varanidae. Gene Ontology annotation, molecular function: protein binding; ATP binding; transmembrane-ephrin receptor activity. Bases 451 to 3420 code for a protein of 989 amino acids. The record is from RefSeq and is a predicted model, not a curated record. The transcript is spliced from 16 exons.
GCGCCGGACCCAGCCGAGAAGACGCGGCGUGGGCUGGGCUACCCCGGGCGGCUCGACCUCUCGGAACCGGCGAGUCUCUGGGGAGGAUCACCAGUUGGGGAAAGCCCGUCGAAGAUCCGCUUGGCAAGAGGCGGGAGCUCAGCUCCGAGGCGCGGGGCUCCGUCCAGCGGCAGGGCUGGCGAGCGAGGGAGACGCUUCUCUCGCGCGGAGUGCGAGCCCCCGUGGGCAGGCGGGCGAGCGAGCGAGCUCGGACUCGGCCGGAGUACCAGACCGACGCCGGAGGAGUGUAAUCGCGGGAGUUUAAAGCUGGGAGACUCGGAGCCAGGAGCGGAGGCGCAUCCUGCGCUCCCCGCCGCCGCCGCCGGCCGCCGCCAGCAGCAGCGGCGCCGAGAUCCGAGCCCACCCGGAGCUCGGGAUUGUGUCGCUGCCCCGCCGGGCUUCGGCCUCGCGAUGGCCGCAGCCCGUCCGGGGGCGUCCCAGCUGCUGCUCCCGGUGCUGCUGCUGCUCCUCGUCUUGCCGGGCGGCGGCCGCGCCUUGGAAGAAACGCUGAUGGAUACGAAGUGGGUGACAUCGGAGUUGGCCUGGACGGCUCAUCCUGAGACCGGGUGGGAAGAAGUCAGUGGCUAUGAUGAGGCCAUGAAUCCCAUCCGGACGUAUCAGGUGUGCAACGUUCAGGAAGCCAACCAGAACAACUGGCUGCGCACCCAGUUCAUCCAACGCCGGGACGUCCAGCGUGUUUACGUGGAGCUGAAGUUCACCGUGCGUGACUGCAACAGUAUCCCCAACAUCCCGGGUUCUUGCAAAGAGACCUUCAACCUCUUCUAUUACGAGUCGGAUACAGACUCCGCUUCUGCCUCCAGCCCCUUUUGGAUGGAAAACCCAUACAUCAAAGUGGAUACAAUUGCUCCUGACGAGAGUUUCUCGAAGCUGGAAUCUGGUCGGAUGAACACCAAGGUGCGCAGCUUUGGACCCCUUUCCAAGAACGGCUUCUACCUGGCCUUCCAGGACCUGGGAGCUUGCAUGUCCCUCAUCUCCGUCCGUGCCUUCUACAAGAAGUGCUCAAGCACCAUCGCUGGCUUUGCCAUUUUUCCCGAGACCUUGACCGGUGCGGAGCCAACCUCCUUGGUGAUUGCUCCGGGGACCUGCAUCCCCAAUGCAGUGGAAGUGUCCGUGCCCUUAAAGCUGUACUGCAAUGGGGAUGGAGAGUGGAUGGUACCUGUGGGCGCCUGCACCUGUGCUGCUGGGUACGAACCGGCCAUGAAGGAGACGCAGUGCCAAGCCUGCGGUCCGGGUACCUUCAAGUCGAAGCAAGGGGAAGGAAUGUGCACCCCCUGCCCCCCCAACAGCCGGACCAGCUCUGGGGCAGCGACCCUCUGCACCUGCCGGAACAACUAUUUCCGGGCGGACACGGACCCCCCUGACAGCGCCUGCACCAGUGUCCCCACGGCCCCUCGCAGUGUGAUUUCCAACGUGAACGAGACGUCUCUGGUGCUGGAGUGGAGUGAACCGCGGGACUCGGGCGGCCGAGACGACCUGCUCUACAACGUCAUCUGCAAGAAGUGCAGCGUGGAGCGCCGGCUGUGCAUGCGCUGUGACGACAACGUGGAGUUCGUCCCCCGCCAGCUCGGCCUGACGGAGAGGCACAUCUACAUCAGCAACCUGAUGGCCCACACGCAGUACACCUUCGAGAUCCAGGCUGUGAACGGCGUCUCCAACAAGAACCCGCAGAGCCCCCAGUUCGCUUCCGUCAACAUCACCACCAACCAGGCAGCGCCGUCGGCUGUCCCCACCAUGCACCUGCACGGCAGCACGGGAAGCAGCAUGACUCUUUCCUGGGAGCCGCCCAAGCAGCCCAACGGGAUCAUCCUGGACUACGAGAUCAAGUACUUCGAAAAGCAGGGCCAGAGCGACGGCAUCGCCAACACGGUCACCAGCCAGAAGAACAUGGUGCGCCUGGAAGGCCUGAAGCCCAACUCGGCCUACACGGUGCAGGUCCGGGCACGCACAGUGGCUGGUUACGGCCAGUACAGCUUCCCCAUGGAGUUCCGGACACCAGUGGAGGACGGCUCCAGCAGCAAGAGCUUCCAGGAACUGCCGCUCAUUGUGGGGUCGGCCACCGCGAGCCUGGUCUUCGUGAUAGCGGUGGUGGUGAUCGCCAUCGUCUGCUUCAGGAAGCAACAAAGCAGCACAGACUCAGAGUAUACAGAGAAGCUGCAGCAAUACGUCACUCCAGGAAUGAAGGUGUAUAUUGAUCCUUUCACCUAUGAGGACCCCAAUGAAGCUGUCCGGGAGUUUGCCAAGGAAAUCGACAUUUCCUGUGUGAAAAUCGAGGAGGUGAUCGGAGCAGGUGAAUUUGGGGAAGUCUGUCGGGGCCGUCUCAAGCUGCCUGGCAGGCGGGAGAUCUUCGUGGCCAUCAAAACGCUGAAAGUGGGCUACACGGAGCGGCAGAGGCGGGACUUCCUGAGCGAGGCGAGCAUCAUGGGGCAGUUCGACCACCCAAACAUCAUUCACCUGGAGGGUGUGGUCACCAAGAGCCGGCCAGUCAUGAUUGUUACGGAGUUCAUGGAAAACUGCGCCCUUGACUCCUUCCUGCGGCUGAACGACGGGCAGUUCACAGUGAUCCAGCUGGUGGGCAUGCUCCGCGGCAUCGCAGCGGGAAUGAAGUACCUCUCGGAGAUGAACUACGUGCACCGAGACCUAGCAGCCCGCAACAUCCUAGUCAAUAGCAACCUGGUGUGCAAAGUGUCGGACUUCGGGCUCUCGCGCUUCCUAGAAGACGACCCGUCAGACCCCACCUACACCAGCUCCCUGGGCGGCAAGAUCCCGAUCCGGUGGACUGCCCCAGAAGCCAUCGCCUACCGCAAGUUCACUUCGGCCAGUGACGUGUGGAGCUACGGGAUUGUCAUGUGGGAGGUGAUGUCCUACGGCGAGAGGCCGUACUGGGACAUGUCCAACCAGGACGUGAUCAAUGCCGUGGAGCAGGAUUACCGCCUUCCGCCGCCCAUGGACUGCCCGACGGCCCUGCACCAGCUCAUGUUGGAUUGCUGGGUGCGGGACCGCAACCUGCGCCCCAAGUUUGCACAGAUCGUAAACACGCUGGACAAACUCAUCCGCAACGCUGCCAGCCUGAAAGUCAUCGCCAGCGUGCAGUCUGGCGUGUCUCAGCCCCUCCUGGAUCGCACGGUGCCGGAUUACACUACCUUCACUACUGUGGGCGACUGGCUUGACGCUAUCAAAAUGGGACGGUACAAAGAGAACUUUGUCAACGCAGGCUUUGCUUCCUUCGACUUGGUGGCCCAGAUGACGGCAGAGGACCUGCUGAGGAUAGGGGUGACACUAGCCGGACACCAGAAGAAGAUACUGAGCAGUAUACAGGACAUGCGGUUACAAAUGAACCAGACACUGCCAGUUCAGGUUUGACCGCCAGGGACUCUGGGUUUGGCAUGGACCCACCGGGAACUCUCCCUAGGAUUCUAGUUUGUGGUGCUGCCCAGUUUCCUGAGUUUGGGGGAGGAGGUCUCCUGCCUCCUCCCCUCGCCUUCUUAUUUUCGCGUGGAACUUCCUGGCUUGUCAACAGACCUCUGGUGGAACGCACGAGGAUGAUCCUAGCUUGAUGGAAGGCAUCCAAGGGGGAGGAGAAGCAAUCCCUCCCCGCCCUCUUUUUCUUCUUGUGCUGUGGCACGCCUGGAAUUGUGUGCCGGCAAUGCCGUCUUCAUAUUGAAGACAGAUUAUGCGAGGACGAACUGGGCCUCUAGGGAUGUGGUGGCGCAGUGGUUUAAACUGCUGAGCUGCUGGGCUGUUGAUCGAAAGGUCGACGGUUCGGAUCCGCAGACAGGGUGAGCUCCCGUUGCUUCGUC